Molecule: messenger RNA, 649 nt
Organism: Nanorana parkeri
Lineage: Eukaryota; Metazoa; Chordata; Amphibia; Anura; Dicroglossidae
Gene: MRPS23
Product: mitochondrial ribosomal protein S23
Exons: 6
Coding region: 38-649 (203 amino acids)
Biological process (GO): translation
Cellular component (GO): ribosome; mitochondrion
Molecular function (GO): structural constituent of ribosome
Source: RefSeq, a predicted model, not a curated record
CUGUUUGACAGAGAGCAGAAGGCUCCAUGGUUGCAGCAUGGCAGGAAGCAGGCUGGAGAAGCUUGGUACAGUGUUCACUAGAACACGAGAUUUGAUCCGUGCAGGAGUGAAAAAGCAAAAUGAGAAGCCAAUCUGGUUUGAUGUGUAUGCUGCCUUUCCACCUAAAAGGGAACCCACCUACGUGAGUCCGCCAAAACGUCGGCUGAAGCCUGUUGACAAUGUGCCAGCAAUUUUUUACCGAGAAGAUGUCAUAAAAGCCAAAUUUUAUGACACUUAUGGUAGCCCUGGAAUGAUUUAUUUGUAUGGAAAGGAACGCAAAUCUAUAUGCCAGAGAUUUGUAGAGAAAUAUUUAGAACUUCAAAAAUCUGGAGUAGUAGGUGAAAAGAAGUUGUUUGAAGAGACUGGAAAGGCUCUACUCGUAGAAGGUAUCACUUUAAGAAGGCCAGGAGUAUCAGCGGCUGUGUAUAGACCUGAGGACUCCAAGGAGUAUUCCAUCUGUGCAGCCGAGGAGGAGAAACGUUUCAGUGAUCACAGUAGCAGGGAGCCAGCUCGGGGUGGUCUGGAUGGAUCCUGCCAGCGUCUCAGCCUGGACACACACACCCGUAACGGUGUUUCUUUUGUCAUGAAAAUGUUAGAAUUCGAAAAUUAA